UGCAAUCGAUGGACGAGGGCAGUGCUGCCACGGGCUUCGUCGCCGAGGUCAUCAACAUCUUCCUCAAUGACGCCGACAGGAUCCUCAACGACAUCGCCAGCCUGGUGAACCAGCCCGAGGUGGACUUCUACAAGGUGGACGCCCUGGUGCAUCAGCUCAUUGGGAGCAGCUCCACUGUUGGUGCUAAGAAAGUGAAACUCGCCUGCAUGCAAUUUCGUCAGUCCUAUGUGGCCAAAAGCAAAGAAAGGUGUCUCAUGCCAUUGGCUCUUCUUAGGAAUGAGUUUUGUGAUGUGCGCAACCAACUCCAGACCAUGAUGCAGUUGGAGCGGCAGAUCGCGGCCUUGAGUCCUAUGUAGAAGUAAUCAAAGUGAUAAGAGAAAAGCCCCAUGUGAUCCCUGACAUGAUGUGGUAUAUGUAUCUCUGAAUAUGUAGGUAGCAUUCGACAGGUAUUGGUCUUUGGAGCACGAAAAUGGUAUCCCAGGACGAUUCUUGCUUCGCGAUCACCCUGUGAAUGUAUUCACAUGUUGUCUUGUGUGUUGAUGUAUCUGUCUGUUAACUCUUUAUACCUCAGCGUCAUGGAUGGCCCAUAGACUGUGUGUAAACUCUAUACCUGGUUGGUUGCUGGUG
This is a messenger RNA of Triticum dicoccoides, 627 nucleotides long. Its product is annotated as histidine-containing phosphotransfer protein 2-like. The transcript is spliced from 5 exons. Gene Ontology annotation, cellular component: cytoplasm; nucleus. The record is from RefSeq and is a predicted model, not a curated record. The coding region runs from base 9 to 356 and encodes 115 amino acids. Gene Ontology annotation, molecular function: protein histidine kinase binding; histidine phosphotransfer kinase activity. NCBI's taxonomy places the organism in Eukaryota, Viridiplantae, Streptophyta, Magnoliopsida, Poales, Poaceae. Gene Ontology annotation, biological process: phosphorylation; phosphorelay signal transduction system; cytokinin-activated signaling pathway.